UCAAUUUUUGUAGACAACCAACAAAGAAUACACUUUUUGCAUUCCAUCGCAAAUGAAAGUUUUGUAAUAACUGUGUUGAUAAUUGUCAAUUAAUUUUAUACCGUGUAAGAAAACAAUUUAGGUCUGUUCUGUGAUUGAUCGAUGUGAUCAUUGAUCACAUACCUUGUCUUGAAAACCAUAGACAAGUUGUCUCUGAUUUUCAAUACUUUAUUCCGAUUAUGAAUUGUUGAAGAACGUUAUAAAAUUGUAUUUUCCGAAGGAGUCCAUGAAAUCUUAUAGUGAUUCUGAUUGAAUAAAACCUGAUCCAGCAAACAUUGCAAGAAAUUAUCGAUGCAAAUUCUAGAAAUAUCUGAAAACUCCACAAACUCACGAAACAAAUCAUGCUAGACCAAGAAGAUGAAAGAUCUCUUGCAUAUUACGUUUGAAAACUAUCGUAUUUACCAGGCUGGACGGAAAUAAUUGAUUUUGACCUCAAAUUCUUCAUCAAAAUUCUUGUUCAAAAUACAUACAUUUACCUACCCAAUGAAAGGAAUGAUGAAGUUUCUCACGAAAAUAUGCAUAACCUAAAAACCUUUCUGCUUUUGAAGAACCAAUUGAUGAAUUCCACAUUUGAGAAGUCGGUCAAGUCGAGUUCAGUAUAAGAAUUGGACGACUCGAAACCAGUUCAGCUGGAUGGAACCGUUAGGAAUAUUGGAAAUAAGGGACUAUGCAGUUAAAAUUGGGAUAGAUCCGAAUGAUGAGCCACAAUUGCUUCCAAUUGCAGCUGAAGGGUUGAUGCAAGCUUUGCCGGCAGCUUGGAAACCUUGCUUCGACGAAAAAUCCAAAUCCUACUACUACUACAACCGAAACACGGGAAAGACGCAAUGGGAACACCCUCUAGACAGCAUCUACAGGAACAUAGUGAAGAAGGCCAAGACGGACAGCCAAUCGUACAGCCUGGGCGAGCCCACCGACGAUGCCACCUUCGCCAGAGACGACCUGCCCAGUCUCGAGGAACCUCCGGCACCCAACCUCCUGCCCAAGAAGCUGGAGCCCUUGGUACCCAAGUUGAGGGACAAAUCUGCGUCUCCUCGCAGACUGCGCCGCUCGCCCACGGUGGACCUGAACAUCAGCCCGCGCCACGAAUCGAAAUUCGUGAAGCAGAAGUCCGAGGACCACAUCCUGAUCAACAGGAAGCUGUCUGUCAACGCGGGCAACAGCUCGGGCGAGGAUCUGUUCGAGAAACACCCCAGGAUGUUUGAGACCAAGCCGGAACUGAAGGUCACGGGAGGUGGUAAUAUGUUCCUGAAGACGCACACUAAGAAACUGGAGGUAACGUUAGAUGGGCCAAAGGCUGCGGAGAAGAGGAGCAUCCUUAAGGAGAAUCUAUCCAUUGAUGGUUUGCGGGAGGUCAGCUCGGAUGCUGACACCAAAGUGGAGAUGACGCCCAGAAGCAACUCGAGUAAAGAAACAGAGGAGAACGAUAACAAACCCGAAGAAGACGACAAGAGAAGUGUCCGUUUCACCCUAUUAAAGGAAGAACCAGAAAUCCGCAUAUCUGACAGAAGCGUCAGCGAAGAAGACCAAGAUUCAUCGAGGAAAAGUCUCGUCAAUCCCGUUCUUCAAGUUUCAUUCGCUCCCCAGAACAAGAUAAAAUCUCCGUUCGCCUUGGCCAUGGAAACCGAGGUUCUGGAUAAGCCUCCGCUUCCAAAAAAGCACCUGAAGGUUAUCAAACCAAACCCCAGCGACUUCAUAAAACCCACCUUGAUGAGAACUCGGAGUUCCGACUCUGAAGAUGACUCUGUAACCGGUAGAGUGAAAAGAUUGACAAUGGAAGAGAUCGAUUUGGACAGCGAGAAUUCCCUCGACAGCCCUAACGAUAACCAUUCCAAAAAGACGAUGCAGAUGGAGAGGAUGUUGGACAAGAGGGUGGAAAGAUUCAAGGACAGGAUGUGGAGGACCAAGAAUAAGGAGCUGACGGAGUUCCAAGAGAACUUGGAGGAUUCGCAAAGAGAAGAGCUCAAGAGAAUCAUGGCUAGGGAGAACGAAACGCACGAGACGAAGAUAGCAGAGGAACUGAAGAAGCUUAGAGCUGAAGCUGAGAAGAAGAACGAAGCUAUAUUAGAAGAAGAAAGGAAGAAGCUGAGGGAGGAUUUGGAAAAGCUGAAGUUGAAACUUGUAUCUAAAUUCGACCAAGACGAAAAGGAAAUGAAGGAACAUUUCGAGAAGAAAAAAGACGAAUUGGAGAAAUAUUAUGAGGAGAAGCUGGUGGAGAUAGAGAACAGUCUGGCCGACAAUAUGGAAAGAAAUAGGGAUGAAAUAGUUUUAUCCCACAAUUCCGUACUUGAGCAAUUAAGAGAGAACAAUACUGUCAUAUGCGAGCAACUGAAGAAAGAGUUUAAAAUAGAGGAGGACCAAUUACGCGCGGACCAUAAAAACAAAAUGAAGGAAUUGAGAGAUACAUUCGCCAAAGAAUUAGAAACCAAAAAGACUGGAGACAAAUGUGAUCAAGAUGAAAAGUAUAUUAAGUUGAUGGGAGAUAAGAAAUCGUUAGAGGAUAAGUAUAAAUGUUUGAAGGAGAAAUAUAUGAGGCUUAAAACGGACGUGAGGACGACCAUAGAGAAGAGGAACAAGAAGAAGGAGGAAGGCAGGAGCGGUGCCACGACCACUGGAUCUGAGACGGAGAAGAGUUUCUCCAUACCUAAAGACAGGGCUUCGACAUCCUCUUCCCAGAAGAACACGGACAAACCACCGACCUCAAAACCUCCGAAACCCAAGGCCGAAAUACGGGGACCAAAAGAAACGAGCCCAAACGACGUCGACACCUCUUUGAGCGACAGAAGCGAAGACAAGAACAAGCUCGACUACGACACGUCCGACAACAGCCUAAGCCACGGACGCAGCCGUAAGAAGCUGUUUACCAGGAUGAGGUCCAACUCGGCCACCAGAAUGCGGAGCUCCAAGACGGCGGAACGGUCUUGUUCGCCGGUAGAGAACCUGAGGAGACAGUUGCAGAAGCUCGAGGACCUGGAGGAUCAGUUCCCGCAGAGUCAGCAGUCGGACACCUACCACCUGAGGUACCCGUUUUCCGACUCUCACAAGUUCGAAGGCUGUUCCGAAUUGGAGUUUUUCAGACAUAGGAUACACCUGGAGCGCGACUCUAUCAAGAGGGCGAAGGAGAGCCUGAGGAAUCAGAAAACCAUCUUCCAGCAGAGGCAGAAGGAGCUGAAGUUGAAGCACGGCUCGAUGGCCAGGCACACCUACCAGCAGCUGUGUCAGGAAGAGAAAGACUUGACCGAUAUGGAGGUUUCCUUGCAUCGAACCCGGAGUCUUCUCGGCGAGAAGGUGAUAAGAUUGCGUCACCUCGAGCAGACACUGCAGAGGGCAACUGUGACCAACGAUUCGAAAUACGACGAUGCCACCCUCAGCGAUCUGUCUUCCCAUAGUGCCAGUUCGGGAAUCAGCUCCACCGAGUUUCUAGGUAUCGAUAUGCAUUUUUCAAGAAGUCUUCCCAGGGAGGACAGCAUGCAAGAACCUUCGGAAAUCAUCCAGAGUUUGGAAAAUUUGAACUCGGAAAUAAGGGAUAUUUGGGAAGUGUUGAGGAAACAGCAACAACAGUCCGGAGGUAUUGCAGCUGUCAUCCCCCCCUUCGUCUACCCCGACCUUGGAUGGCCUGUCUUGGCUGGUGCCGCAGCCAGUCUUCCAGCGCCGCCAUCUAUACCCACCUUGGCGGACCGUCUCAACUCCUACAGGCAGCACCUGGCGCUGGCCAACGCACAAAGCACGGUGGUGACACACGCAGCCAACCAGGGUGCCACCACCUCUUUGGUGGAGCGCACACGCAACCUUAGACACUGGCUGAAACAGGCCGGCAUAGAGAAUAACGGUGAGACCAGCAAUCCUCAGGCUGACCUGUGAAGCUAUAUCGAUUAAUUAUCAUAUUGUAUCUUAUAGUUGCAAUCGUUAGGCGAAUACCACUUAAGAUAUCAGUUCCUUAUCAUCAUGCACUUGAUCGAGCAUUUGGAGAUGAAACUUCGACCUUUUUUAUCGAAAUGGAUCGGGGAGAAUCGAAUAGUUUCCGAGAACAUUCGAGUGUUCUCGAGAGAGUUCUCGAGAAUUUCGUUUUCCUCUAUGCGCUCGUUCGAGCAUUUGGAAAAGAAGUUUCAACAUUCAUUAUCGCACAAUACGAUCUGGAGAUUUGAAGAAUCGAAUACCAGCUCCCGAGAACAUUCAGUUAUCUUGUUUGGUUCUCGAGAACCAGGUGAGUGUUAGAGUUGAAGGUGAGAGUUCUUGAGAAUUUUUGGUUCUCGGACGUAUUUCUCGGUAAUGUCAUACAAAACUGAAAUAACACCAUUGGAAAUACGUCUUCUCACUUCUUGAGUGAUCAUUCGAUUCUCGAGUGUUCUCGAGAACUCCAUUUUACUCUAUGAGCUCGUUCGAGCAUUUGGAAAUGAAGCUUCAACAUUCAUUAUCGCACAAUACGAAGUAGAGAUUUGAAGAAUUGGAUACCAAUUCUCUUAUGUGGUUCUCGAGACCAGGUGAGAGUUCUCGAGAUAUUUUGGUUCUCGGACGUAAUUCUUGGUAAUCUAAUACAAAACUGAAAUAACAACAUUGGAAAUACGUGUUCCCAAUUCUUGAUCAUUCGAUUCUCGAGUGUUCUCGAGAACUUCGUUCAGAAUUCUCGAAUGUGUUCGAUUCUUCUCGCCAUAAAUAUGAAAAACGAUCUAGCCAAACGUACACUUGCCUGAUAAAUUAGUUGCCUGACGGAAAUGUUGUGAGCCAAUGGUAAUACGAUAUUAUUUUGAUGGGUAUCUUUUCAACAUUGGUGAAAAUUAUGAAUUUUACUAGGUCGCUAAAAUAGGUGACAGUGGGACACAGUAACAAAACCUACACAUGUUUCCUUAUUCGCACAGCUGUGGCCUCUUCAAAAGUCAUUGUGGAAAAUCUAUUUUAUUCUUCUUUCAAAAAUUGUUAAUUCUUAAUUCCACACUCUAUGCUGUUCACAAUAAUCACCUGAAAAGUGUAUAGGUUUCCUUCAAUAAUGCGAUCUCUUUCCUUUUAGCUUUCCCAAAAUUUUUCAGAAUAAAUAAAAAAACAUUAUGAAUACUGCGCUAAAAGAACAUAUAGAAUAAUUAUUCAAUAAAUUUGAUGGUAUAGUUGAUACAAAAUUUAUAAAUUUUAAAAAAUGUCUCUCCAAAUGUGACACAUGUUGACUACCUAGCUUCCAGUACUUCUUUCCAUGUAACGGCUUAUCGAGUUAUUAAUAACAAUUUAAUCUAAAUUACCUACAAAAAAAUUACAGGAUGAACAUCGAUGCACGUGACAAGAUUCCCAAAAGUUUCCUAUGGAGAAGUUCAAAAGCAGAAAUGAAAGAAGCAAUAAUAAUGAGUUCCCUUUAAUAGACAAAAACAAUUCAUUAAGCCGCACAUAAUUUUACCAUUGUUGAUAAAAAAAAAAUCAGGGAAACUAUUCCAUGUUGAACUUUCUAAAGUUUUCUUAACUUGUAUUACAUUUCCCUAUGCCUUAACCAUUAAGAACUGAAUGAAAUUUCAUUGUGAUAUAAUUUUUACACAGAAAAAUUUUGUACAGUUGAUUGAUUGAUGUUUCAAUAUUUUCUUAUCGAAUGAAUAUUAUUGUCGUGAAUAUGUUGAAUCUGAUGAAGCCAAAGUAAAAUAAAAAAAAUUAUUUAAGA
Harmonia axyridis is the source of this 5671-nucleotide messenger RNA. It is a transcript of the gene Cep164, whose product is annotated as trichohyalin. Gene Ontology annotation, molecular function: protein binding. The transcript is spliced from 10 exons. NCBI's taxonomy places the organism in Eukaryota, Metazoa, Arthropoda, Insecta, Coleoptera, Coccinellidae. The record is from RefSeq and is a predicted model, not a curated record. Bases 673 to 3897 code for a protein of 1074 amino acids.